Aspergillus costaricaensis CBS 115574 is the source of this 1784-nucleotide messenger RNA. RefSeq names its product Hsp90 co-chaperone CDC37. Gene Ontology annotation, molecular function: heat shock protein binding; protein kinase binding; protein-folding chaperone binding. The transcript has 2 exons. Gene Ontology annotation, biological process: protein stabilization; protein folding. The record is from RefSeq and is a predicted model, not a curated record. Gene Ontology annotation, cellular component: cytoplasm. The coding region runs from base 183 to 1652 and encodes 489 amino acids. NCBI's taxonomy places the organism in Eukaryota, Fungi, Ascomycota, Eurotiomycetes, Eurotiales, Aspergillaceae.
CUCGUGCAUUUCUAGGUUUUUAAGCUCUGAAGCUAACUUGGAGUCAAGGUCGCUGACCAUAUAUUAACUGAAAUUAUAUCCGUACAAACGACUCCACCCCAUUUCCAGGCUCUAUACAUCUACUCGUUUACCCCACCCUCACCCCUCCUUAUACCAUCGAUUACAUUCCGCACUCGCCCAACAUGGUGCUUGACUACAGCAAAUGGGAUGCACUGGAGCUGUCUGAUGACUCCGACAUUGAAGUGCACCCGAAUGUCGACAAGCGUUCUUUCAUCCGGGCCAAACAAGCCCAGAUCCAUCAACAACGUGCCCAACGCCGCCAUGAGAUCGAGACGCUGAAGUACGAGCAUAUUGUCAACAACGGCCUCCUUUCACGAAUCGAUAAGCUUCUUACGGCCCUGAAGCAGAAUGAAGGCUCCAAGUCCGUCGAGGAAGUGAUCUUCCAGAACCUUAUGGAGUUUGCAGGCAACCCAUCGGACGACCAUCCUCCCGCAGCCCCGGCAGGAGUUCAUACUCAGGAGAAGGAACAGCCUAAGUACUCACAGAUGAUGAGCGCUCUGGUUGACCAGGUGAAGAAGGAAAUGGGCGACGUCAGUUCGGAGAACCUCUAUCAGGAAUAUAUCAAGGGUGUUCAGAGGCACAACGAUAAGGUGCAGGGCUUACAAAAGGAGCUUCUCCAGAGACUUGCCCAGCUUGAGAAGGAAGAAGGCAGCAAGAUCACCAGUGAGGGGUUGCACGAGGGGUUCAACACUUCCCACAUUGCCAAGCCCGGCGAAGCUAAGGGCGAAAAGACGGAGACAGUCGAGCUUCUGAACCCUGGAGCUUCUACGGCGGGCUCAUCCCAGCAAGCUGCUGCCCCAGCUGCUGACGAUGAUGACGAAGAGGAGGAUCCCGAGAACGUCAAGGCCAGUGAACUUGCCAAACGGUUCGCGAAAAUUAACCGCAACGAUUACCGUGCUUUGCUUCAAUUCAUCUCCGAGAACCCCCAGAUUGUUGCUGAGAAGGAAACGGAUGGUCUAUUGGUUGAAGCUUUCAACAGCCAAAUGGAGGGCAAAGAAGACUACGCCCGCACCUGCGUUCACCAAGGCUUGUUGUUGCAGUACUGCCGCUCCCUGGGUCGGGACGGUAUCUCGCUUUUUUUCAAGCGUAUCACAAACGCAGACCACCAGGCUGGAACCCUCUUCCGGAACGACGUAAACGAAACUUACCAUAAAAUUAAGACCCGCGCCGCGGAGCUGGCGAAAGACGGCUCUGCUUCUAACGACCCCGCUGGAGUGGAACAGAUCCAGCUGCAUGCAGUCGACCCGAACACUAAGAUCACCAUUAACAUACCCUCUGCUGAGGGCGAUGACCCUGUUGAGGUUGAGGCGCGCAAGGUGUACGAAUCGUUCUCCAAGGAUCUACAGAAAGCCUUGGCGUCGGAGUCCUUGGAUGAGGUCAACAAGGUCCUCGGUAGGAUGAGCGUUGAAGAAGCUGAAGAUGUCGUUGAGAAGCUAGGACAGAGUGGCAUGCUGAGCCUGGAGGAAGGCAUUGUUGAUGCGACCACGGAGGAAGGAAGGAAGAAGCUGGAAGAAAUCGAGGCAGAGAACAAGAGGGAAAGAGAGGAACAGGAAGUAGGUGAACCGGGAGGCGAUAUCACCGAGCUGGACUGAGGUAUGAAAAAUGAUAAUGCAUAUGUUUGGGAUGGUGGAAAUGUUUGUAUUCGUCAACAGCGACUGUGUUAAUGGUUGAUUUGGAUGAACUCAGAUUGUUAAUGUAGCAUCUAAGCCCCUACCUCCGAGUAG